Messenger RNA from Aplosporella prunicola CBS 121167, 1999 nucleotides. RefSeq lists its product as uncharacterized. Lineage: Eukaryota; Fungi; Ascomycota; Dothideomycetes; Botryosphaeriales; Aplosporellaceae. The record is from RefSeq and is a predicted model, not a curated record. Gene Ontology annotation, cellular component: Golgi membrane; intracellular membrane-bounded organelle. Gene Ontology annotation, biological process: pyrimidine nucleotide-sugar transmembrane transport. Bases 171 to 1532 code for a protein of 453 amino acids. The transcript has 3 exons. Gene Ontology annotation, molecular function: pyrimidine nucleotide-sugar transmembrane transporter activity.
ACUCUAUCAGGGCCCACCUUUAGCAGCAGGUGACCUUUCGACUGUCUCUCAAGCUCCAGCGCCUCCAUCUUCAUCACCUCUUUCACUCCUCUCUUGGUCGCAAGAGCUUUCGUUGCUGGAAACAAGCUCCAUCUCCCGCGCAGAGCUCCCAGCAGCUCUAACCGCUCAUCAUGGAUUCCAGAGCUCUUGUGCCGUUCCUAGUCGGCAUGAUGCUGUUAACAGGUGUUUGCAACACUCUGCUCACCAAAUACCAGGACAAUCAAUGCGUGCGCGACUGCGACACCAACCACCCCAGAUAUUUCGAGCAACCCGUCAUCCAAACAGCCCAGAUGUUCAUCGGUGAGAUGGGCAGCUGGCUCGUCGUCGCCAUUUUCGCACUCUACAACCACUUCGCGAAGAAGCCCUCGGCGGAGGCGGGCGGAUACGAGCCUGUGUCUGCCGAGAACGAGGCUCCUCCCACAGCUGCUGACAUCGAGGCCCCAGCAGAGGCAGACACUCCGGACACUGCCAGUACCGACCCGUCGAUCGCGAAUCCGCUGAAGCCAGCGCACGCUGGCCACGAAGAGGGCCGGAUACCACUGACCGGCUGGAAGGUGCUGUAUCUGGCUCUGCCGGCAUGCUGUGACAUCGCGGGGACAACUUUGAUGAACGUGGGUUUGCUGUUCGUUGCGGCUAGCAUAUACCAGAUGACGCGCGGCGCCCUCGUGCUCUUUGUUGGCAUGUUCAGCGUCUUGUUCCUCAAGCGCCACCUCCGGCUGUACAAGUGGCUCGCGCUUUUUGUAGUCGUCACCGGUGUGGCUGUUGUCGGGUUGGCCGGCGCCAUCGCUAAGGAUGAGAAAGCCGUACACCGUGACGAUGGUGCUCAGGGAGCGGAACAGGUGCCAUUGCAAGGCGCUGGCAUGCUCAUGCGGAGCGCGGCAAACGAGGUUGCGGCCAUGGCGACGCCGCUGGCAGUUCGUACUAUCAUCGGUGUGCUCCUGAUUGCGGGUGCGCAGAUCUUUACGGCGACACAGUUCGUGCUCGAAGAAAACAUCAUGGAGAAGUAUGAGUUGGAGCCGCUCAAAGUUGUUGGUUGGGAAGGCAUCUUUGGGUUUCUGGUCACAGUCAUCGGCAUGGUCAUCUUGCACUUUGCAGUGGGUCGCACAGCUGCGGGGCAGGGCGGAUACUUUGAUGCUAGAGAGGGCCUGCGUGAAAUCACUCACUACCGCGCCAUCGCUGUGAGCAGUAUCUUCAUCAUGAUCAGCAUCGGCGGCUUUAACUUCUUCGGCCUUUCCGUGACACGCACCGUGUCGGCGACGUCGCGCGCAACUAUCGACACGUGCCGCACACUCUUCAUCUGGAUCGUCUCGCUGGGUCUGGGCUGGGAGACGUUCAAGUGGCUGCAGGUCCUUGGUUUCGCGCUUUUGGUCUACGGCACGUUCCUCUUCAAUGACAUCGUCAGGCCGCCAUUCGUGGCGUACAUAGAGAAGCGCCGUAGAGCGAGAGCGGGCCUGGACGAGCUGUUGCCCGAGGGCCCAAUCGAACAUCUUUGAGCGGGUGUUACGAGAAAGAGGUUCGUUUCGUUUCCUUGUCCGGCUUUGGGCCUUAGCAUUUCGUUUCUCGUGUUUUUGUACUUUCAUUUUCGCAUAAUCUAUUGGGUGUUGGUUAAGCUUGUUGGAGUCUAUCUGUGUACACUGUCUUCUAUAGCAUUGGGGAAGACGUUUCGCUACUUAUAGGUCGGUUCAUAUCGGUAAUAGGGGUAUACAGCUGCAUUUUGACAACAAUAAAUCAUCCUACCCUUGACGCUUUUUUCUCGGAGAGCUUACGUGGAACAUGAGCAAUUCAUACUACGGUCGGAGGGGAAGAUAUUGUUACAAUCCACAUCCUCACGAACGACAAAAUUAACUAGGUACAUUUAUAAGCUCUGGGUCUACGCAAGAAGUAUCCAUAAAGAACGGUCUCAUCUGCUUAAAGAAGCAUGUAGGCAGGACUGUGGUAUCUACAAUAUCUAAAUUCAAAG